AUGGCUGCCUCAUAUGCAAUCAUUAUCUGCCAUGGCUCUUACCACACCCCAAUCCCCUACCAACCCUUCAUCAUUGCUCUCCAGACCCAAGGCAUAGAAGCCUACUGUCCUCAACUCCCAACAUCUGACCUACGUAAGCUGAACGUUGGUAUCCAGGAGUCGUCCACACUCUCCCAGCCAAAUUUCGAUAGACCACCACCAUCAGGUGGAUACCCUCAGCCAGCCGACGAUGCUCUCGUCAUCAACGAACUGCUCGACAGACUCAUCGAAGAGGAGGGCAAGAAUGUUAUUUUACUAGGGCACUCUGCUGGUGGAUUCGUUGCCACGUAUUCUGCCAGACGGAAGUAUCAAAGGAAGGUUCGACAAGCAUCUAAUCUGCCCGGAGGACUCGUGGGAAUCUUCUACGUUUGUGCCUUUAUGAUUCCUGUUGGGGAAUCUGUACAUAGCUUUUUCCAACCGAAGGAUGGCCCUGGUAUUGUGCCACCGUAUUGUCAGUUCCACGGCAAUGGGUUCGAGGGCAUUGCAUCCACCGUCAAUGCCGCUCAGUACUUCUUCAGUGGUUUGCCCGAGGAAAAGGCAAAGUACUACGAGUCAACUAUGACGGCUUCCCCGGUGCCGACGACUGUACUAGACAACGACGCCUACACCGAGCUACCCUGCGCGUACGUUAUCGCCGACUCCGAUCUAGCUUUACCUGCUGCGUUCCAGGAAGCUAUGGUAGUCAACGGAAGACCGUGGGUCGUCGCGUUCCAGAUUAGCGCGUGCGGCCCGCCGCUUUAUGCCUCACCACCGCCGCUCCCUCUCCUCCCCCGUGCCUCUCCUCUCCACGCCGGCCUCACUCGCCGCCGUGUCUGCGAAACCGCAGAAAUGGUCAACUUUACGCGAUGGAGGGGAUAG
Messenger RNA from Talaromyces atroroseus, 897 nucleotides. RefSeq lists its product as hypothetical. The coding region runs from base 1 to 897 and encodes 298 amino acids. NCBI's taxonomy places the organism in Eukaryota, Fungi, Ascomycota, Eurotiomycetes, Eurotiales, Trichocomaceae. The record is from RefSeq and is a predicted model, not a curated record. The transcript is spliced from 3 exons.